AGAGAAGAUGAUUGUUUUUCUCAAGAGCUUAAAGAGGAACUGCCGAGAAGGGAGGAUGGCAGUGCGGUAGGCGUGUGGUUUUCACAGCUUCAAAACGGACAGAGGACGGCCGGCUUCCUGCUUGAGCAGCUUCACCUCGGAGGACAUUUUCGCCGACUAAAGAGCACCAAAGCGGAUCGUAUCAUCUUCAGCCCACUUGGUAAAACGCACAUUCUCAUCUCUCUGAUGACUAGAUACGCUGAUUUCCUGGGAAACAUGAGCCUUUGUUAUAUCCUGGACGGGAUUCUCAUCCUGUACGGCAUCAUUCUCACUGUCCUCUACUGCAGACUGAGGAUGCAACCGGCCAACUACGCGCUUGCAAACCGCCCUGAGAAGCAACCCGCUGAGGGAGGCAUCUAUGCGGUGAGACUUCUCAUUCUAAUGCUUAAAAAGACUUUUAAAAAGGCACAUGAGGGACAAAAAGUGACAGCUUUUCGCUCAGUGGAUGGGUUUGACCUCCCACAGCGCUGACACCUACGAGACCAUCAAAAUGGACAAGAGGCCCAUCAUCUGACGCAGAAAACAUCCGGUGCAAUGAGGACGCUGAGCACAAAAACACAGUAGAAGCUUUGUGUUAUGUUGUGUUGACUUAUGGCAGAUAUUUUUCUAUCUUUUCUUUGUAAAAAAAAAAAAAAAAAAAAAAGCCUUUUUUUUAAAAAAAAACUAUCUCUUGUGUUGUGCAUACAUGAAAUGUUGAAAGUACUAAAUUAAUAUUUAACAGUUUUACUAAUAAAGCCUGUGUCAGUCAGAUGUC
Molecule: messenger RNA, 793 nt
Organism: Amphiprion ocellaris (clown anemonefish)
Lineage: Eukaryota; Metazoa; Chordata; Actinopteri; Pomacentridae
Product: high affinity immunoglobulin epsilon receptor subunit gamma-like
Exons: 5
Coding region: 226-510 (94 amino acids)
Biological process (GO): regulation of platelet activation; innate immune response; immunoglobulin mediated immune response
Cellular component (GO): external side of plasma membrane; Fc-epsilon receptor I complex
Molecular function (GO): IgG binding; IgE receptor activity
Source: RefSeq, a predicted model, not a curated record